AUGGACCCCCGAUCGGCAGUGGCAGAGGCCUGGCCCGAGGAGCUCGGGGAAGAGGGAAGCCAGCCAGCAGGGGAACCUGGGAGUUUUAUCUAUUUACCAACUCUUCUCUGGGCUGGCUUCUUCUCUAACCCAGGCGACGUGGACAAGGCUCUGAAAUACCUGGAGGACAGCCAGAUCCUCACCUACCACUACGGAAUCCCGACCUCUCUCCGGAAGACAGGCCAGCAGUGGGACUUCCCCAACGCCUGGGCCCCCCUGCAGGACCUGGUCAUCAGAGGUCUGGCCAAGUCUCCUUCAGCCAGAGCCCAGGAAGUGGCUUUCCAGCUGGCCCAGAAUUGGAUCCGCACCAACUUUGAUGUCUACUCCAGGAGGUCAGCCAUGUACGAGAAGUAUGACAUCAGCAACGGUGGACAGCCGGGUGGUAGAGGGGAGUAUGAAGUUCAGGUGAGUGGCCCAUAUCCUACAGGGACCUUUGGGGCUCUGCUUCCCCACAACUGA
Messenger RNA from Phacochoerus africanus (Common warthog), 498 nucleotides. Its product is annotated as trehalase-like. NCBI's taxonomy places the organism in Eukaryota, Metazoa, Chordata, Mammalia, Artiodactyla, Suidae. Gene Ontology annotation, molecular function: alpha,alpha-trehalase activity. The record is from RefSeq and is a predicted model, not a curated record. Gene Ontology annotation, biological process: trehalose catabolic process. The transcript is spliced from 5 exons. Bases 1 to 498 code for a protein of 165 amino acids.